Messenger RNA from Kalmanozyma brasiliensis GHG001, 1911 nucleotides. RefSeq names its product General substrate transporter. Lineage: Eukaryota; Fungi; Basidiomycota; Ustilaginomycetes; Ustilaginales. Gene Ontology annotation, biological process: carbohydrate transport; transmembrane transport. The record is from RefSeq and is a predicted model, not a curated record. Gene Ontology annotation, molecular function: carbohydrate:proton symporter activity. The transcript has a single exon. Bases 1 to 1911 code for a protein of 636 amino acids. Gene Ontology annotation, cellular component: membrane.
AUGUCGGCCAAUCACUCUCGAUCCUCGACCCGACCCUCCAGCGAGGUCGAGCGAAAUACAGAGGAAAACCGCAAGAGCGGCCACAAGCGACAAAGAUCCAAUACCGCCAGCUCCCUUCGCUCCAAUGGCACCGUUCGCGCCCCACAGGUGUCGAUGGACCACGACACGUCCCCACUUGCCAAGAUCGGGAUCAAGGGUGACAAGCUCAUGCUCUUCGUCACCUGCUUCGCCUCGUUAGGCGUCUUUCUCUUCGGAUACGAUCAGGGCGUCAUGAGCGGCAUCAUCACGAGUCCUUACUUCAAGGCUUACUUCGGUCACCCUGACUCCUAUCAGAUCGGCACUCUUGUCGCCAUCCUCGAACUCGGAGCGCUUGUUACGAGUCUUGCUUGUGGUCGACUCACGGACAUUUUCGGUCGCAAGAACAUCCUCUUCUGGGGCGCCGUCAUCUUCUCGGUCGGCGGCGCCAUCCAGACCUUCACGUCCGGCUACGAUAGCAUGCUUUGUGGUCGCCUUGUGGCAGGUUUUGGAGUUGGAAUGCUUUCCAUGGUGGUGCCCACGUACCAGAGCGAAAUCUCGCCAGCGGAGAACCGUGGAAGGCUUGCCUGCAUCGAGUUCACUGGUAACAUCAUCGGUUAUGCCAGCAGUGUAUGGGUUGAUUACGGAGCAUCCUACCUCGAAAGCGACCUCGCAUGGCGCUUCCCUCUCAGUCUCCAAGUCAUCAUUGGUGCCACGCUAGCUUUUGGCUCCCUCCUGCUCCCUGAAUCUCCUCGUUGGCUUCUCGACAAGGACAUGGACGAGGAAGGCAUGCGUGUCCUCGCCGACCUACACGGCGCAGGUGAUCCCAACGAGCCUCGUGCCAAGCUCGAGUUCCGCGAGAUCAAGGAGAACGUCCUCUACCUCCGCAAGCAAGGCGACAACUCGUACAAGCGCAUGUUCACCCAGUACCGCUACCGCACGCUCAUCGCCAUGUCCUCCCAAAUGUUUGCUCAGCUCAUCGGCAUUAACACCGUCUGCUACUACCUCCCGAUGAUCCUCGAGUCGGCCGGCUGGAUCGGUCGCGAUGCGCUCUUCAUGGCAGGCGUCAAUGGCAUUAUCUACACGCUCGCCACCGUCCCCACCUGGUACCUGGUCGACCUGUGGGGACGUCGCAACAUCCUUAUGUCCGGCGCAUUUGGCUGCGGCGCCGCUCUCACCGCCUGUGGGUACUUCCUCUACCUCGACCAGGAUUACACCCCCAAAGCCGUCGUCGGCUCGAUUAUCGUGUUCAACGCCUGGUUCGGCUACAGCUGGGGUCCAAUCCCCUGGCUUUAUCCGCCCGAGAUCAUGCCUCUCGCCUUCCGCGCAAAGGGUGCGUCGCUGGCGACCGCAACCAACUGGUCGUUCAAUUGGCUGGUCGGCGAGUUGACGCCCAUCCUCAUGGAGAAGAUCGGCUGGAGGCUGUACCUGAUUCUGGCGCUCUUUGCACUGCUGGCGCUGAUCACAGUGUACUUUGGCUAUCCAGAGACAUCCGGUGUGCCGCUAGAGGAGAUUGGGGCGCUGUUCGGCGACGAGAUCAACGUGCCUCAGGACGAGGACAGCUCCGACUCCGACGAUGAUGACGAAGAGAACACCGACGGUACCAACAGGCGACGUCGCAGUGCAAGCGCCGAUGGCUCAACCGAUACGCCCUUCACGCCUCGUCCCAUCCGCCGCUCGAUCUCGAGCCACCCACGUCUGCAAUCGGAAGAGGAACGCGCCGCACGAGCAGCAGCAGCCCGCGUAGCCGCCGAAGAAAGACGCGCCGCCCAAUCCUUCUUCGGUCUCGGCGCCGUCGGGCCCCUGCGAUGGGUCGGAAGGUUGUUCGGCGGAGGCAAGCGCGAAGCCACCCCUGACCGAAGCCUGUACGAAGAGGUGAGACGGGAUGAGCACUAG